AUGUCGUUUGUUGCCCGUCUCAGGUCACCCGGGGUGCUCCGGCCUCUGUCUGCCGCGUCGAGAACUCAACUACGCUGCUACUCAUGCACAACUCCUCGACAAAGCCAGGAUACUUCUACAGCCUCCAAAGAUACAACGCCACUCGAUUCAAGAUGGUUUUCUAACCUCCAGGCGCGAAUCGAAAAGUUGAGAAGCUCCAAGUACCCACCCGAAUGUGUCUCGCAAGCCGGGAAACUCUACCAGCAUACCACAACAGACUGGAUCGAGCUUUUGGCAGGCAGAGAAGGCUUUCUUACUGAUAAGAGCUGGAGAGCUUUGGACCACUAUCCAUUGCUCUGGGGAGACAUGGAUAGCAUGGUAUGGUGUGUUUCAAGAGAUUCGUAUUCAAUGCCCGGCCACGAUAUGCUGACUGCUCUAGGCCAUGUAAACAACGUCAUGUAUAACAAAUACGUCGAAACGGCAAGGGUUCGAUUUGUUAAACACCAUGCAGAAGAUGCCACUACUGAGGAGGAACGGAGACAAUGGGAUGACCUACCCACACCGCGAAGCCUGGGCCUCAUUCUGAGGCGCAUCACAACCGAGUUUAAGCUUCCAUUGACGUUUCCCGAUCAUGUCACCGUCCUCUACAAGUUGUCUGAGCGCCCACGAUAUGAUUCUACCUCACUGCUGAUGGAAGGCUGGAUCUUAUCAGACCAGCAUCGCCGACUGGCUGCGAAAUGUAUCGAUGACACGGCCAUCUACGACUACACGACUAGCAAGAGAUCGGUCCUGAAGCCCUUCAUGGUUGAAAAGUUCCAAGAAACCUUUGACAGACAGAUGGAAUCUCAGAUCAAGUGCGACAAGGAUGCAAGGGAUGUAAUUGCGGCCGUUGAAGGCCUUGAGAGACAGUUUCAAUGA
Fusarium falciforme is the source of this 897-nucleotide messenger RNA. RefSeq lists its product as hypothetical. Lineage: Eukaryota; Fungi; Ascomycota; Sordariomycetes; Hypocreales; Nectriaceae. The record is from RefSeq and is a predicted model, not a curated record. Bases 1 to 897 code for a protein of 298 amino acids. The transcript is spliced from 4 exons.